CAGGCGAGAACAGGCAUUCUUGAAUACUGUCGUUCGAGAAAACAGCACUGAUUUUUGGAUUGGCCUUUAUGGCUUGAUAUGGGAGGAUACAUUCCUUCGGACAGAUAAUGGUCAUCGCAGAUACACCAACUGGAAUGUCAAUGAACCCUCAAAACAUAACCAGUCCAUGGAAUGCGUACUCAUGAAUCCUCAUAAAGAUGAAGGAAGAUGGAGGACUGCGUCAUGUAGUCACAGGAACGGGUUUAUCUGUGAGAUAGAGGCUCUUCCCAUUCUUCCAAAUCUUUCAACUCUUCCAACUCUUUCAACUUAUGACCAACAGCCUGUUCCUAAAAUUCAUGAAAAGGAAGGAAACGAGAUAAAAGUCAUCGAGGUGACCAGCGGAGAGGACGUUAAACUCACUUGCCAGAUUAGAACCGUUGGUCAGACCUCAAAACCAAGGUAUUACUGGCUCAAAGACAAUCAGACGCUCAGUCCAUCGAGUCAUCAACGACUGAGGUUAAAAGUCUACAGAUACCUAAAGAUAAAAAGAGCUAAGAAAGAGGACACCGGCUUCUACACCUGUGUCGCAGUAAAUGACUGUGGCAAGAACCCUUUUACAAUGCACCUAUUUGUCGGAAGUCCAACACUGAAUCCCAACAAAAUUACAGUAGGAGGAGUGAGGUACCACAGGAAUCGGAGCAAUUAUUCUGCUCCAAGAUUUACGGUACCGCAAAGCAAGAUGAGGCGCAGCCUUCUUGCAGUACCCGUUGGAAACUCUGUUCGGCUGGACUGUUCUGCCGAUGGAAACCCUCGUCCUACCGUGAAAUGGUAUAAAGACGGAAAAUUGUUUAAGGAAAGGAAACUUUAUUCGAGUCGAUGGACAACCUUGUUGAGUCUGAAGGACUUGGUUCCCUCUGACACUGGGUCAUACAUGUGUAAUGUGAGCAACUCAUACGGAUGGAUUAAUCAUACAUACAAAGUAGAUGUUCAUGAACGAGCUCGUGCUGAACCAGUCGUUCUACCCAUGGAAAAUGUCACAGUUUAUCGAGGAGAGAAUGCCAGCUUAACAUGCAAAGCAUUAAGUGACUCCAUGCCUCAUUUCCAGUGGUUAAGGUGGUUUCCUGUACGUUCCAACGGUUCGGCCAACAGUUCGGUAAACGGUUCAAUUGAAAGUCCUCACUACGAAAUCGUGAAUAAAGGAGAAACAGACCAACUUGUAAUUGUGCCACCAAGUAGUGGCAAAAAGUUUGAUUUCCACGGAGUGAAGUUGACUUUGUUAAAUGUCACAAAGAGGGACGAAGGCAAAUACACCUGCAUGGUGAGAAAUGCUGUUGGUUACGCAGCCGAACAUGCUUACAUCAUUGUCCAAAACAUCGUUUUCUUCUCAGAGGGUCUUAAUGGAGUUAUCCGACAGCCUUACAACGGCCAAAAAUUUAGCCGUUAG
This is a messenger RNA of Pocillopora damicornis (cauliflower coral), 1423 nucleotides long. RefSeq lists its product as uncharacterized. NCBI's taxonomy places the organism in Eukaryota, Metazoa, Cnidaria, Anthozoa, Scleractinia, Pocilloporidae. The record is from RefSeq and is a predicted model, not a curated record.